Neohortaea acidophila is the source of this 2243-nucleotide messenger RNA. Its product is annotated as alkaline-phosphatase-like protein. NCBI's taxonomy places the organism in Eukaryota, Fungi, Ascomycota, Dothideomycetes, Mycosphaerellales, Teratosphaeriaceae. The coding region runs from base 129 to 2057 and encodes 642 amino acids. The record is from RefSeq and is a predicted model, not a curated record. Gene Ontology annotation, molecular function: glycosaminoglycan binding; arylsulfatase activity; N-acetylglucosamine-6-sulfatase activity. The transcript is spliced from 4 exons. Gene Ontology annotation, biological process: phenol-containing compound metabolic process.
CGGACGCAGGGCGGUCGUUGUGUCAAAAGUCGUGAUCAUUGUUGUCUCGCACGCCUUCGACUUCACCUGUUUAACAACUACCUAACAUAUAAUCUUUCUCUGGAUUGGGCACGGUAUUUUGGCCAGCCAUGGCUCGAACGAUCUUUUCGAUUGCAUGGGGGCUCCUCUGUCUUUUCGUUGCCAUCCUUGUAAAGCCAUUGGUGGCGCAACAAGAGCAACAACCUCUCCAGGCGGCCAAGGCGAGGCCAAACAUUCUCUUCAUCUUGACCGAUGAUCAGGACCUCCACAUGGACUCUUUGUCCUACAUGCCCAACCUGAAAAGGCAUCUCAUCGAGCGGGGGUCCACUUUCACCAAUCAUUAUUGUACGGUAGCGCUAUGCUGUCCUUCCAGAGUGUCGUUAUGGACGGGGAAAGCCGCACACAACACAAAUGUCACCGAUCUACAUCCUCCUUGGGGUGGCUAUCCGAAAUUCGUAUCUCAAGGCUUCAACGAGGACUAUCUCCCCGUAUGGCUCCAAGCUGCAGGCUACAACACCUACUACGUCGGAAAGCUGUUCAACGCGCACACCGUCGACAACUAUCAUUCGCCACAUGCUGCCGGCUGGACCGGGAGUGACUUUCUGCUAGACCCUUUCACCUAUCGAUACCUCAAUGCCACCUUUCAACGGAAUCACGACAAGCCUGUCAAUUAUGAAGGAUCGUACUCCACGGAUGUGGUCGUGGAGAAGGCCCACGGUUUUCUUGAUGACGCUAUACACGCGUUGGACGAAAAGGACGAACCUUUCUUUCUUACGGUCGCACCAAUAGCGCCUCAUAGCGAUGUGAUCAUCCGAAGGAAGAUCAUCAGCGGACAGGUCUCAAACCAAUCAGCUACUCAGGCCCCUCCGAUCCCGGCAGAUCGACAUAAACAUCUUUUCGAGGAUGUCGUAGUUCCCAGAAACCCCAACUUCAAUCCGGAUACGCCUGGUGGAGCCUCCUGGAUAGCCAAACUGCCUCAACAAGAUGAAGAGAACGUUGAAUACAACGACGAUUGGUAUCGCAACCGACUACGAACACUCCAAGUCGUCGACGAGAUGGUGGAGUCCUUGAUAUCACGGCUCUCCGAAGCCGGCAUCCUGGAAAAUACGUACAUCUUCUACAGUACCGAUAACGGGUACUCGAUUGGACAGCAUCGGCGGCAGCCUGGAAAGCAGUGCGCAUUCGAGGAGGACAUCAAUGUGCCUCUCAUUGUCCGCGGCCCCGGCAUUCCCCAAGGACUGCAAAGGGAUCUGGUCACUACUCACACAGAUCUGGCGCCCACUUUCCUGUCUCUGGCCAACGCUGCUCCACCGAGUAAGUUUGAAUUGGAUGGGCAAGCCAUACCGUUGUCACCGUUUCAGCCCGCUUCGAAUGGCAAUGUAGACGCCGUCCCUGCUUCCGUGUUGGACUGGCCACAAGAACAUGUCAAUGUUGAGAUGUGGGGCAUCAUCAUGUCCGAGGGCAAGUACGGUAUGGUACAGUAUCCAAACCAUACUUACAAGGCUCUACGAAUCGUCGGGCGAACCUAUAAUUUGCUGUAUACGAUAUGGUGCAGCAACGAACACGAACUGUACGAUAUGACGAGCGACCCUUAUCAGCUCGUCAACCUAUACAACACCAACGAAGCACCCGAAGAGAGCGUGUCAAUAGUGCACGCAAACAUCUCAGAAGCCUCCUGCACUCUCAUUCAGUCUCUGCCGCUGGGCAACACAACUUCGGAAUCUCCGAACUGCAACGCAGCAGGUUUCGAGAAGGCCUCAGCUCGCUCACCGCUCGUCCAUCGCCUCGAUGCCCUGCUCAUGGUCCUCAAAACUUGCGUCGGAAGACAAUGCACACACCCAUGGGAGAGUUUGUUCCCGUCAGGCAAAGUGCGCAGCCUGACUGACGCCCUUGACUCGAAGUACGAUGAUUUCUUCGCGAACGGCGUUGAUCGUGUCCAGUUCACGCAGUGCGAGAGGGGGUACAUUGCGGAGAGCGAAGGGCCGAUGUGGGAUGGCACGCAGGCGUUUCCCAUGUACGAGGAGAUGGCUUAUCGGUGAUUGAAUGAGUGGCUCGGGAUUGCUAUUGGCUUCCAAUUGUGUUCCGGCGAGAUCGUCGACUGGUUCAUUAACGAACGGUUCCCUGCGGGGUCUCUUUCUCAGCUGCAGGCAGCAGUGCCCUCAGCUGGCCUUGGCGAAAAGUAAAUCAUCCAGUGAUAGACACCGAGAUACACACUUUGUAGUGCA